AUGGCGUCUCGUAGCCAUGUGGAUGUGAAUGAAAGAAGAUUGAGACCUAUUUAUGAUUGUCUAGAUAAUGGAAACAACAAGAAAGCAAUUCAAGAAGCUGACAAAGUAUUGAAGAAACAGAAGGAUUUGCAGUGUGCAAAAGUACUAAAGGCUCUUGCUUUACUAAGACUGGGACGACAUGAUGAGAGUUCUCUUCUUCUAAAGGAUAUUCAUGCACAAAGCCCAACAGAUGAAGCCACCCUUCAGGCUAUGUCCAUCUGUUACAGAGAGGUCUACAAAUUGGAUCUGAUUGCUGAUUUAUAUGAGAAUGCUCACAAACAUCGGCCAGACAAUGAAGACAUUUUGUCAUCACUAUUCAUGGCAUAUGUCCGUCUUGGAGAUUACAAAAAACAGCAGCAGACUGCCAUGACACUUCACAGACUACAACCACAGAAAAAUCCUUACUAUUUCUGGGCUGUUAUGAGUAUUGUGAUGCAGGGUCACCAAGAUGAGAAGUUAGCCAAGGGUAUGUUUCUUCCUCUUGCUGAGCGCAUGACUAAAAAAUAUAUUGAUGAAGAAAAGAUAACUGCUGAAGCAGAGGUCCAGAUAUACCUCAUCAUUCUAGAACUUCUCCAGAAGUGGGAAGAAGCAUUAAAGGUAGUGGAAGGACCACUUGGAGCAAAACUUACAAGUGAAUUCAACUUUCGGGAGAAUAAAACUGCAGAUCUUUAUGCCAAGUUAGAGCGAUGGCCGCAAGUCAACCGAGAGUACAAGGCUCUCUUAAAGGAAAAUCCAGAUCACUGGAAUAACUGGCAGGAUUACAUCCGCUCCUGUCUACGUCUGGUUGAGGCGAGCUGGACACCAGAUAAAGACAGUGAAGAAGACAUUGACUACACAGAGGAUAUGGUCGCCACAUUUAUACAGGAAACUAUCAAGCAGUGUGAGGGUGGUCGACCUCAAAGGGGCCCUUACCUUGCGCAAUUAGAACUCAUCAAACAGAUGAAGGACAAGAACCGAUGGAAACCAGACCUAGCUGAAAGUGAACAAUUUGGAGACCCUUUACAGCUACUUCUACGGUACUAUGAUCUAUUUGGAGAUAAACCAUGCUGUUUUGAAGAUAUGAAGUCAUUUACAAAGCUUCUGACAGAAGACAAAGAAACAAAGUUGAUAUCUGUGGUAACAGAGGGUGUUGAUUUACCAAAUCCUGAAGAGACACUAGGAUAUGCCUCUAGUGUGAAACAGAUGCAGCGUCACAUAACAUUGCUACAGCUGAUGCGGUACAUGGGAUACUAUGACAAACUGUCUACAACGGAGAGACUUGUCUUAGUCAAGGAAUACAUUCAACGCUAUCACCAUGGCCUCAGUUAUGGUAAAGACUUGCUGAGUACAGAUCUCCAAUACAGUGAUAACUACCUGCUCAUAGCAGUGCUGCUGCUGCUGGACAUAUGGAGGGAAUCAAAAAAUGACUCCCUGGUGUGGCAGGCAAUAGUACAGUUAGAAAAAGGCAUUAGUAAUAGUCGUUCCAACUUCCAUAUGAAGCUGAUCUUGAUGCGUUUGUAUUGUAUUAUGGGAGCGUAUGGUCCCUGUCACACAGUGUAUGAGUCUAUGGAGGUGAAACAUGUGAUGAAUGAUACCCUUGGGCACACAAUAGCGAACCAUGUUGGACGCCUGGGACAUUUUGUUGCAGCCUGUUCUAUGUAUGGAACAAUGCUGCGUUUUUUUGCAGUCAACCACAAAGAGACAGCUGAAUAUUUGAUAGCAUCUUACAAGUAUGGUUCCUUUAGCAAGAUACAUGAAUUUGUAAAGUUUCGGGAGCGCCUUCAGAAGUCUUUACAGUACUCUUCAGCAAUGACAGAGAGUAUGUUGUUAGAUUUGGUGCUAGAAACUUCAAGCCAUGUUAGCACAGAACAGAUGGUAACAUACAUGGAAAUAGACCCAGAAAAAGAAAAGAAUGGAUAUGAUGACCUCUGUGAUAAUAGGGAUUUCUCUGUGAUGGAAUCCUGGGAACCUCAUUCAAGAUGUAGACUUGAAGAGGCUAAACUACAUUCUCGGAAGGAAGAGAUACUGUGGUUAAAGGUGAGAAAGCUGACGCUACGAAUCCUUACAGCCAGCGUGAUGCUCGGCCAACAAAGUGUCAAGACUGACAGCCACACAAACAAUGGCAUCAAUCAUGACAGGAAACCACCACAUGAGGUCCUCACCGAUCUUCUGUCGCUGCUUUCCCAACACAUAGACUCUUGUCAGGAGUUCUCUUCCCCAUAUCAGUACCCAGUCCAUGGUCCAUUCAGGACACGAUUGUGUUCAUAUCUCAAAGAACGACAUUGUGAAGCUUUCACAGAUAUGGUCAGCAAUGUGAUGUAUGUCCACCACCUACAUGACAAUGGUCUAGAUACUGCAGACAACGAAAAAGAAGAAAAACUAAGAACAUCUGUACCAGAUUUAAUUAGUGGUUUGAUAUCCAAACAUAAAGGUAGUUUGGUAACAGAUGGAGAGAAUCGUAUCAACACAAGUAUAUUGGAAAAUUUAGUCCUUAUAGCUGAGACAUUAUCUCAUGUUACUGUACUGGUAGGAGUUUGUCAUCGCAUCUUAAAACCUUUAAAGAGUCAGUGGAACAAAAAGUGUAAAAAGAGCAAAGGAGUCCCGCUAGAGGCACCUUGUACAUUUGGGAGCUACGUUCAACUUGUGGAUGGUCUAGAUAAGGCAGCGAAAGAUCUACACCAAGCAAUUCGGGAUAUGGAUCCAGUUUUCUUAACUCUCGACUUCAGCAAGCUCAACCUAACACAAAACCUUUGUGAAAAUGAGGAAGAUAGUGCUAUUGAAAAAGACAUGUGGUGUAAGGUGGAAAAGAGCUACCAGGUAUCGGCACGAGAAGUGACAGAAUUCCUCCACAAUAAAAUGCAGUACCUGGGUACCCUACGACUGUGAUAUGCAUAAUAUAACCGUGAUAUGUGUAGUUGUAUAAAAAAACUGGGGACAAUCGGACAACAGCCAGUAUACUGCCAACUGAGUAUUAGAUCCAUUUAGGAUUUACUGUAGGGCUAUCUCACUCUUGUAGUGCAGAUUUCCUACAAAGGAACUACGAUUUCCUGGGAUUUGUAGCUUUUUUCUGUGAUUUCAAGGUACAGUGAUGGGGAAGCUACACAAAAAAUUUCAUCUGAUCUCUCUGCUUUUACUAUCCUUGAUGAUAGUGAUAUUGUGUCCUGUUAUCUAAUGUAACAGAGCCAGGUCUUCACUGUGUUUGUGUGUGUGUUUACUGACAUUGUAAACCAAACCAAUUAAGUGUGUUAUUUUAGCAAAAAUGGGAAUGGAAUAAAUGCAUUUUUAUCAGGGAUAUUUUCAAAACUUAUCAAUUUGACUUGAUCAUAUUUAUGUUGUGGCUUCAAAGAACAAAAAGAAAGGAAACCUGUUACAUUUAUGCUGUAAGUCCUAUAUUAAUGCUACCAGUACCUGAAGUUAAUGCAGUCAUAGGGCUAUGAAUGCCAUAGGAUAAGUAUCAUGUUUCCUGAAUCUAUUUGAUCAUCAGUCUUUUAUAUACUGACACUUUUUCCAUCUCCUGUACUUUUAAAAUAAAGGAAACAUUCAGAAGAUAUUCAGCUGUUCCAUGAAUAGCAUAAAAGCACUUACGAUACUAUGCAGGGUAAUUAUUCUUCACCAUGAAUACUAAGGACUAUUUGCAUUCAGAUUGCUAGUAAUUAUAUCAAUUCAAGAUGUAUACAUGCUGAACAUAGACUGGUGAUAUCUUGAUACCCACUAGCCUCAUGCAUUAUGGAGGUAAAAGACUUGCUUUUAUACUGACAGAAGUGUUUAUUUGUUAUACACAACUUUGCUGGAAACAUUGUAUAAUAAUAAAUAUAUAUAUCAAAGUUAGAAACCUGAGAGAAAUCUGCAGAUAUUUAUAUCAACAUUGUGAAGAUAUUGAAACCGUCUUUUUUCCAACAGUAUUUUAUAAGAAAGAGUGUAAAUGUAUUUAUGACUUUGUUGUAACAGUUCAU
Ylistrum balloti is the source of this 3971-nucleotide messenger RNA. RefSeq names its product N-alpha-acetyltransferase 25, NatB auxiliary subunit-like. The transcript has 28 exons. The coding region runs from base 1 to 2904 and encodes 967 amino acids. The record is from RefSeq and is a predicted model, not a curated record. Gene Ontology annotation, molecular function: protein-N-terminal amino-acid acetyltransferase activity; protein binding. NCBI's taxonomy places the organism in Eukaryota, Metazoa, Mollusca, Bivalvia, Pectinida, Pectinidae. Gene Ontology annotation, cellular component: NatB complex; cytoplasm. Gene Ontology annotation, biological process: N-terminal peptidyl-methionine acetylation.